AUGGCCAGUCAGGGCCAUUUUCAGUGGAUGUAUGUAUGCUGCCCCCUUCGGUUGCUAGUGCCAGCACCAGACCUCGAUGUUGCCCGCUGUGUCGCCCUGUCUCUUUCUCUCUCUAUCUCUUCGUUGCUAUGCCGACAACGUCCUGAUAUUUGUUUAAACCACCUCAGAUCGGAUCCCACAAAGUUGAUCAAGGCUAUCAUUUCGAUUCAACCAGCUCGUGGAUGGAAAUCGUCACGCAACGUCAUGUCCCGUCCCGUCCCGUCCCGCCCCUCCGCAACUCGGUCUUGCACCCAAACGGGCCCAGCGAUAGCCGCGUCCAUCAAUCCUCAAAUCUACACCUUCACCCACCUUCCCAGUCCCACUUAG
This is a messenger RNA of Protopolystoma xenopodis, 366 nucleotides long. The record is from the annotation of a GenBank genome assembly. NCBI's taxonomy places the organism in Eukaryota, Metazoa, Platyhelminthes, Monogenea, Polystomatidea, Polystomatidae.